GAAAAACAGAAGCUGUCAUCAAAAACUUCAGCCCGCACUACAGACGCCAGUAUGCAGUGGCUUUCUGCAAGCAUGUGCAGGAUGAGCUGGAGCAGCACCGGGAUUCCCAGUCCCGGUUCCUGAAAACCAAGCCCCCAGCAGAAGCUGGGACCAUCUUAUACGAGGCAGAACUGCUGCAUUUUGCCGAGGAUCUGAAGAAGUGGAAAGACAGAUACGUCGUUAUCAAAAACGACUACACUGUGGAUUGCUUUGAGACUAAAGAGGCCUACCAGAAAGGAGCCAGCCCUAAAUAUCAUGUUCUUCCUGCAGGAGGCAAAGUACUGACUUCAGAAGAAGAUUACAAUUUGCUGUCUGAUAAACAUUUUCCAGAUCCCCUUGGGUCGAGUGAGAAGGAGGUUGCUCAAGCCUUCGUCCAGCUGCCAAAGGAGUUCCCAGUUUACCUGUGGCAGCCCUUCACCCGACACAGCUAUUAUUGCUUCCCGGAGCCAGAAGCUCAGAAGCAGUUCAGCGCCGUGCUGGGGGACUGCGUGAGACACUCAAACCACGAUUUUCUCAAGCAGACCACGUAUGAAGUCGAAGCAUUCUUAGAAGCCAUUCAGUUCUUCCGGCAGGAGAAGGGCCACUAUGGGACAUGGGAAAUGAUAACUGGCAAUGAAAAAGAGAUCCUGAGCAACCUCGUGAUGGAGGAACUCCUGCCUAACCUUCAGACGAUGAUCCUGCCUAAAAUGAAAGGAAAGAGGAAUGAUAGGAAGCGGGCCUGGUUUGGUAUCGUAGAAGAAACUUACGGCUUAGUCCAGCAGCAAGUGUCAGAAGGAUUAAGUACCUUGAAAGAAGAAUGCAGAGAUUUUGCAAAAACUCUUGAAGGAACCAUUCGCUCGGACAUGGAUCAGAUUCUGAACUGCAAGAACUUCUUAGCUGGAAAAAUCAAAGCCACUGUUUCUGAGCCUGCCCAGAAGUGCUGCACAGAAAACAUCCUGCCAUUUCUCACGUCCAUAUUGGAGGAGCUCAUGGGUCCAGUGAGCUCUGGAUUCACUGAAGUCCGCUCACUUUUUGAUAAAGAAGUUAAUGAAAUCAUCCAGGACUUCCAGAAGACAAAUGAUAUCACGAAGCUGAAGGAGAAUGUGGAUCAGCUUAUGAACCUGCCAUUCAACUCUGUGAAAAUGGAGCCCUGCUAUCUGAAAGUGAACCUCCUCCAGGAGCUCCUUCAAGACCUCAAGAGUCGCUUCAAGGUCUAUCACAUUGAUUUUGUGAUUCAGAGGACACAGAACUUCAUGCAAGAGCUGAUGGAAAACGCAGUUUAUACUUUUGAGCAGUUGUUCUCUCCAAGUCGCCAGGCAGACUCGGCAAAAGUUGCAACAACCAUUGAAAAAGUCAAGCUGAGAGUACUGAAGCAAUAUGAUUAUGACAGCAGCACUAUCCGGAAGAAGAUAUUUCAAGAAGCAUUGGUACAGAUUACUUUGCCUACAAUGCAAAAGACACUGGCUUCAACGUGCAAACCAGAGCUGCAGAAAUACGAGCAGUUCAUUUUUGCUGAUUACACUAGUGUGAUCCAAGUAGAGAAUGUGUAUGAAGAGAUUUUAUAUCAGAUGCUGCUUGAAGAGACCCUGAAAGUGAUAAAAGAAGCUGCCAUUAUGAAGAAGCACAACCUCUUUGAAGAUAACUUGAAUUUGCCCUGUGAAAGCGUGUCCAGCUUAACGGACCUGAAGACCCCUUCAGGAUCAGCACAAACCACUCCUGCGAAGAAGCCUUCUGCCACCCGAGCCGAGAUGUCAGACACUGAAACUCAAAGUGACGAAACGCUCAUUGUAACGGAAAAAAUUUCUUGGGAGAAGGACGCUGAUGAUAGAAAGUCAUCAGACAAAGAGGCAGGCACUUCUGUGGAUCCAGCUGUCAAUCAGGCAAGCAAAAGUGGAGAAGUGUUCAUUGCAGACAUUGGUGAAAAACAAGAGUCCCUUCCAGCUAUGCUUACAAAACAAGAAGUGGCAGAAGAAAAAAGCACUUUGGAGAAUGAAGAUACAGUGAAAGCUGAGUGUGUAGUGAACACUGAGAAAGAGCUAAAGACACAACUAGAAGCUGUAGAUGAAAAAGUAGCUCCUGGGACUGAAACUGCAGUGAAAGGUUUUGGAGCCAGCCCUAAAAAAGAACUUAAGGUACAUGAAGGAGCAGUGGAAGAAAAGGUAACUCCUGAGAAUCAAACGGCAAUGGAUGCUGCAUUUGUUGGUGGCACUGAAAAAGAAAGCAAAGCACAGGAAGAAGUUGCUGAGAUAAAGCUGAGUUCCUCACAUGAUAAUGUAGCAGAAGCAGAGAAUUUAGGGAAUGCUGAAAAAAAAAUCAAGGUAGAAGAAUUAUCUCAGAAUGAAAGUGCAGUAGGAACGGGGUUUGAAGAGGGUAGUAAAAAAGAAAGCAAUGACCAAGGAGUGAGUACUGAAACAAGGGUUAUUUCCCAGGAUGAAAACACAGGGAAAGAAGGGUAUGGUGAUAAUCUUGAAAAGGAAGGCAAGUCAGAAGAAAAGAGCUGCAAGUCCCCUGAUGAUGUGAAUGAGAUAAGGAAUUUGCUGAUGGUAACGGUUGAGAUACCAGCAGAAACUCCAGCUGAGAAUGUAAGGGAGAUUUGUGAAGGUGAGAUAUUAAAGUUGCAGGAGCACAAUAAAGGGAACAAUGAGAUGAGCAAAAUGGCUGCGUCAGAAAUUCAAGUGAGCCAGAUGAUAACAAAUAAAGAUGCAGCAGAAUGCGCAGAGUUCCAGGAGGACCGACCAUCUUCAUCUAGUUUGGGGACAGAUGGUACGAAUUUAACAAAUGUGUCCGAGGGGGCCCGCAAUACGGCACAAGCAGAAUGGCUGGUGGAAAGCUUGGAUACGCCUCAGGAGGCAAAGGCAGAGGUGGAUAUGAAGCAAAGCGUUUG
Messenger RNA from Pterocles gutturalis (yellow-throated sandgrouse), 2902 nucleotides. Its product is annotated as protein Niban-like. The record is from RefSeq and is a predicted model, not a curated record. Lineage: Eukaryota; Metazoa; Chordata; Aves; Pterocliformes; Pteroclidae. The transcript has 13 exons. The annotation marks the transcript as partial.